GAUACGUCUAACGGAAUGACAGCAUCCUUCAAACAUUCAUAAGGAGGCUUCACAGAUUGUAGAAACUGGUGGAAAUUUGUCGUCGGGGCUAAAACAACACACCGAUCGGACUCGACCCCUGGUUUAAACCACGUUGUAGGUGGAGCUUCAAACGCUUGAGUCCGGUUCCGCUCUCGACGCCUGUGUGUGUGUGUAUGUGUGUGUCUGAGCUCGCCAGUGUGAUCGUUUGAUUAAGGUAGAAAUGAAAUGAGAGAGAAGAGCCCCCGUUGAGGAAGUGAGAUGAUAACAUAACGGCGCCUGUACUACAACAUUUGCCUGUGUCUUCGCUCCCUGGACUGCAAUGCCUCCACAACGAGUGUUCACCCUGCCGCGGCAGCAAUCUCUGCUCCUGCCUGCGGUCAUCAACCCGUUUGUACAGGACACAAAACUAACCAAAGCUACUAUAAUUAAAUGUGUCCUCCUGGGAAUCUUCCUGGUCCCUGUUCGCGCCAUCCUGUUGUCUCUGGUUCUCAUGGUGACAUGGCCAGUGUCUGUCAUAAUAACCUUCAAGCAUCCUCUGAAAGGAGCUGUGGAGCCAAUGAAAGGCUGGAGAAGGUUCAUGUGUCAGAGGAUAAUGGCUGCCUUGGGGAGAACUUACUAUUUCUGCAUGGGCUUCAGAGUGGUGGUCAAGGGCAAGCAGGUCAACAGCAGUGAGGCCCCCAUCCUGGCUGUUGCCCCCCACUCCACCUUUUUCGAUGGGAUUGUGUGCAUUAUUGCAGGCCUGCCCUCUACCGUCUCCCGUGUUGAGAACCUGGCUACACCCAUCUUUGGCAGGUUUGUGCGCUGUCUCCAGCCAGUGCUCGUGUCCAGAAAGGACCCAGAUUCACGGAAGAAUACAAUCCAAGAGAUUGACAGCAGAGCCAAGUCAGGAGGCCGCUGGCCUCAGGUUUUGAUAUUUCCAGAGGGAACAUGUACAAAUCGCUCAUGUCUUAUCACUUUCAAACAAGGUGCCUUUAUCCCAGCAGUCCCCGUGCAGCCUGUGCUGAUAAGGUAUCCCAACAAACUGGAUACAGUGACUUGGACUUGGCAGGGUUACAGCUCGAAGACACUGCUGCUUCUAACGCUGUGCCAGCUGUACACCACCGUAGAGAUAGAGUUCUUGCCGCCGCAUAUCCCCACAGAAGAGGAAAGGAAAAGCCCAGCUCUGUUUGCCAGCAGAGUGCGAGAAACUAUGGCCAGAGCUUUGGGAGUUCCAGUAACAGACCACACAUAUGAAGACUGCCGCUUGAUGAUCUCAGCUGGUGAGCUAACUCUGCCCAUGGAGGCCGGCCUGGUUGAGUUCACCAAAAUUAGCCGCAAACUCCAACUGAAGUGGGACAACGUGAAAAAAGAGCUGGAGGGCUUUGCGGCCAUGGCCAGCUCCUGUAGGGGAGGACGGAUCACCAUUGAGGAGUUUGCCGGAUUCCUCAAGCUACCUGUCACCCCACCCCUCGAGGAGCUGUUUGCACUGUUUGACAGGAAUAGAGAUGGCACCAUCGACUUCAGAGAGUACGUUAUAGGCGUGACCAUCCUGUGUCGGCCAGCGAACACUGAAGACGUUCUUCGAAUGGCUUUCCAGCUGUUUGACACAGAUGAGGAUGAGAAAAUCACCCGAGAGGAGUUUACUGCUCUGCUGCGCUCCGCUCUGGGUGUGUCGGAUCUAAACAUGGCCAAGCUCUUCAAGGAGAUUGAUGCUGACGGCUCUGGUUUCAUCACCUUCAGUGAAUUUCAAAGCUUUGCCAUGAGCCACCCGGAGUACGCAAAGCUCUUCACCACCUACCUGGAGCUUCAGAGAUAUCAAGCAAUCCAGGAGUCGAGGCCAGGUGAUCUGGAACUGGCUGGUCAGACCAGUUCAGGAGAAAAACAGGAAGACAGCAUCUCUGACAAGAAAGAUGACUGAGACGGACGACGACUGUAAACCCUGCUUGACUGCACAGACAGACAGAAAACUGUAUUCACUGCACUGAGAAGGAAAAGGCUGUGUCCAGCGACUUUUAGCAAAUUCAAGACAUUUGCUACAGCAGAGCCAUAUUAUAGGUCAUGUGCUUGCCUUUGUACAGACAUGGGUUUUAGAGUGCUUCUAUUUUCAAUUUUAGUGCCUUAUAGAGAUUUUAAAGAACAACUCCCCAAUCACUGCACAACAAAUAUCUAAUUGCAGACUAUUUCCAUCUGUAAAGAUUUGUGUGUGUGUGGUGUGUGUGUGUGUGUGUGCGCACGCGUGUCUGUGUGCUUUGGUUAGGAAAAAAUACAAAAAAACUAAAAUAAAUGAAAAUCUAGUCAAUGUUGACAUGAAAUUGUCAGAAAACUCAUCAGUGUUUUAGUCAACUGUCUGAACCCUGCUGCCUUUAGAAUUCUAAUGUUAGUGACAGUGUUUUAUGAUGUACUUAAAUAUUUUCUCCUGAUUAUCGUAAACUGCCACACCAUGUUUGUGUGAUACACCAUGCUCUGUAGCCUGAGCUUGCUACCCCUUGCUUGGAUCGUAGCUUUGUGAACCUCCUUUGUCUUUGUGGUUUUCUGUAAAUGAGUGGAGAAAUUGCCAAACCAACACCUUUUCAAAUAUAAAGCAAAAGAGUCCUCGUGCUUCUGUUUUAGCGUAUAAUUAGUGUACAGUAAGCUUUAUUAAGAUCUCUCUAACCUGGCAACAUGCAGAUGUUCUGUAUUAAGGCUAUGCCUACCAAGAGCAUACAUGCUGUGUGUUACACUUUUUUCCAGCGCUCAGGGACACAGACCUUGUAAGACGGCUGUAUAAUUAGCCAGAGGUUUGCUUUGCAUGUGUAUCUAUUUGCAUUUCUACAGAAGAUUGUUUUGCUGAGACAGCAGCGUAUCUGCGCAGCUUUAAGUUUACUAAAGCAAAUCAAGCAAUGAAAAUAGGGCAAUUUGUGAGCAAAAAGGCACCAGUGCUUCUUCACAACAUAUUCCAGUGGGGUAUCCUUUCAGAUUAACUAGCACCAAUGUUAUUUAUUUAGCAGGGUGGGUUGCAAUUAUGUGAUUUUUUUUUUUUCCUUUUUUGUUAGCUCUGCAAAGUUCGCUUUUUAAAAUAAAACAAGAAUACAAUUUUAA
Seriola aureovittata is the source of this 3078-nucleotide messenger RNA. It is a transcript of the gene lpcat2, whose product is annotated as lysophosphatidylcholine acyltransferase 2. The record is from RefSeq and is a predicted model, not a curated record. The coding region runs from base 341 to 1918 and encodes 525 amino acids. The transcript is spliced from 14 exons. Lineage: Eukaryota; Metazoa; Chordata; Actinopteri; Carangiformes; Carangidae. Gene Ontology annotation, molecular function: 1-acylglycerophosphocholine O-acyltransferase activity; calcium ion binding. Gene Ontology annotation, cellular component: endoplasmic reticulum.